Molecule: messenger RNA, 4206 nt
Organism: Austrofundulus limnaeus
Lineage: Eukaryota; Metazoa; Chordata; Actinopteri; Cyprinodontiformes; Rivulidae
Gene: ncam1a
Product: neural cell adhesion molecule 1a
Exons: 23
Coding region: 248-3304 (1018 amino acids)
Biological process (GO): synapse organization; homophilic cell-cell adhesion
Cellular component (GO): axon; plasma membrane; neuronal cell body
Molecular function (GO): axon guidance receptor activity; protein binding
Source: RefSeq, a predicted model, not a curated record
GUGCUGGUAUCUGUUCAGUGCGUGUGUGCGCGACUGCGAGCUACGGCUGCUGCUUGUCACUCAUUGUGCCGCGGCGCGCGAGCGACUAGGACCAAAAUAAGAGAAGAAACACCAAAUCCACCUUCUGCUGCAGUUCUUUCCUCUGGAAAAAGGCUGAUAUCGGUUUCCUCCAGAAGAAGCUUGCUGUGAAAAAAAAAAAAAAAACAGAAAAAGUGCUCUUCAAGGAGAAUAUCUGUGGCACGUUACAAUGCUUCAAAUAAGGGACAUCAUGUGGGGAUUGCUGCUGAUCGGCUGCGCAGCUGCAGUUCAGGUGCAAAUCACUCCAACAUAUGGGGAAAUCAGCGUAGGAGAGUCCAAGUUUUUCCUUUGUGAAGUGGUGGGAGAAGCUAAAGACAUAGACUGGUACGCUCCCAGUGGUGAAAAAAUCCUUCCAACCAGGCCGAACAUUUCAGUGAGCCGCAGCGACGAAACGACGUCCAUUCUAACCAUUUACCACGCCAACAUAGACAAUGCUGGCAUCUACAAAUGCGUGGCAAGAGACGGGGACAAGGAGGCUCAAUCCACGGUUCAAGUGACGAUCUUUCAAAAGAUCACUUUCCAGAAAGCACCCAGUUCGCAGGAAUUCAACGAGGGGGACAAUGCUGACAUAGUGUGCGAUGUCGUCAGUUCUCCACCGCCAACCAUUUUUUGGAAGCACAAGGGCUCCAGAAUCCAAGCGUCCAAAGAUGUUCGAUACAAGAUCAUGGAGAAUGGCCAUCUGCAGAUCCGUGGCAUUAAGAAGACUGAUGAGGGCACGUACACGUGUGAGGCUCGUGUCAUGGCCAGGGGAGAAAUUGACUUCCGAACAAUAAAGGUCGUCAUUAAUGUGCUGCCCACCAUCCGAGCCAGAAAGUCUGAGGUCAACACUACGGCUGACRUUGGUGGAUUUGCUUUAUUGGCCUGUGAUGCUGAUGGCUUCCCUGAACCCACGGUUUCCUGGAAACGUAACGACGUUGUCCUUGAAGCGGGUGACAAAUACAACUUGAACGCGGAUGGUUCUGAAUUGAUAAUAAAGGAUGUCAAGAAGGUGGAUGAAGGAGAUUACACUUGCAUCGCCAAGAACAAGGCAGGAGAGAAAACAGAGGAAGUCAGCCUGAACGUGUUCAUGAUACCCAAUAUUACCUACUUGAACAACCAGACUGCCUUAGARUUUGACGAGGAGGUCACCCUGACCUGCGAGGCCUCAGGUGACCCCACACCUACCAUUUCCUGGAAGUUUGGAAACAGGAUUUUCACAGAAGGAGAGCAGGCUUCAUGGACGCGACCAGACAAAUAUGAGAGCCUUGAUAAGAAUGUUGUGGUGCACAGCCACGCACGGGUGUCCUCCCUCACCUUAAAAAGUGUCCAGUUCACGUACGCCGGCCGUUAUCUCUGCACUGCCCGCAAUUCUAUUGGGGAAGACAACCAGCAAAUGUACCUGGAAGUUCGCUAUUCUCCAAAAAUCUCGGGUUUAGUGGCGAGAUACACGUGGGAAGGAAAUCCAGCCAACAUCAGCUGUGAGGUUGACGCUCAUCCUGGAGCCUCUGUGGUUUGGUUCAGAGAUGGCAUCCAGCUGCCAAGUCCCAACUCAACCAGCAUCAAGAUCUACAAUACACCAACCACCAGCUACCUGGAGAUUACACCAGAAUCACAAAAUGACUUUGGGAGCUACAACUGUACAGCAGCCAAUAUGAUGGGCGCUGAAUCCAAAGAGUUUCUUCUCAUUCAAGCAGAGGUUCCAUCAUCACCAGAAAUACUAAAAGUGGAACCCUUCUCAAGCACAGCAGUUGUAGAGUAUGAGGAGCCUUACUCCAGGGGGGGCGUGCCCAUCAUGAAGUACAAAGUGGAAUGGCGUUCAAUUGGGAAGGARUGGACCAGUAAGGAGUAUAAUACUGUGGAUGACACCAGGUUAACCAUCACCGGACUGAAACCGGAGACGGCGUACGAGGUCAAGAUGUCCGCCAUCAACGGGAAGGGCGAAGGCGAGAGCAGCCUCGCAAGUCCUUUCAAGACCAAGCCAGUCCAAUAUUCUCUCACAAUUGAAUCUGCGAUAUCACCCACUAUCGCUGCCACCAGCAUGACCAGUAAAGGGGAACCAAACGCCCCCAAACUAGAGACCGUGACUGGAAAAGAAGGCAAUUCCUUUAAGGUCAAAUGGAUCAAGCAGGACGAUGGUGGUUCUCCCAUUAAACACUAUCUGCUCAGAUACAAAGCUAAGCACGUAUCGGUCUGGAAACCAGAGCUCCGCCUCCCCCCUGCCAGUGAGUACGCCCUGCUGUCUGGUCUGGAUUGGAACACGGAUUAUGAGGUCCACGUGGUGGCAGAGAACCAGCAGGGCAAAUCUGAGCCUUCCAUCACUUUCUUCAGGACAGCUGUAGAGCCCACCACCAUCCCAGAUGUGGUGGAAGGUGGCUCAGGGCUGGGCACCGGAGCCAUUGUAGGCAUCCUGGUUGUUGUCUUCUUCGUGCUGUUGGUCGCCGUGGACGUCACUUGCUUUUUCCUCAACAAGUGUGGCCUCCUCAUGUGCAUCGCCGUCAACUUCUGUGGGAAAGCUGGACCAGGGGCCAAGAGCAAGGUCAUUGAGGAGGGAGAGGCAGCGUUCACGAAAGAUGAGUCUAAGGAGCCGAUUGUUGAAGUGAGAACAGAGGAGGAAAACACUCCAAACCAAGGAGGAGGAAGUCCCACUGAGCCCAAUGAGACCACUCCACUGACGGAGCCAGAACCUGCUGCCGUAGAAACCCCGCACACUGUGGGAAACUUACUCCCCUCCACCGCUGCUAACUCGGCGCCUGAGAGUUUUAGCACGCCGAAGAGUAAUCCUGCUAAAGAGAGCCCUUCAAAUCCAGCUAAAGGUGGUCCUAUCAAAGCUUCUCCCAAAAACAGCCCUACCACCCAUUCUAGUACUCCUAAAGCUGACCCUGAACCGAACGUCGGGCCCCUGGUUGACCUUAGCGACGCUCCUAAAGUUGCCCCUUCCUCCACUCCAACACCUCCUGUGUUAGAACCAGUCAGUUUGCCCUCUGCUAACGCUGACAGGCCACAGAACCAGUGUGACUCAGGGAAAGACUCCAACAGCAGCCAGAGUAAGGACUUACAAGCACACGGCCCGCCCAAGGACCCUCCCAGUACCCCGAGCUCAGACUCCACCACAUCCGCCCAAAAUGACGAUAAGACUGUGAAGGACGAUAAGACUAAAAGCGAGACGGAGGUGAAGAACACGACGGCCGAGGUGAAGACAGUUCCCAACGAGGCUCCUCAGGCAAACGGCAACGAGAGUAAAGUGUAAUCCCCUCGUCCCGAAAGCAGUGAGAAGUGGGAGGCGGCAGUUAGGAUUGGGGAGGGGUUUGGGUGUGGGCAUUUACAGGUUAAAAUAAAAGAAAAAAAUGGGGGGUGGUCACAGUCACUGAAAUCUCAAACCAUUUUUUUACGUUAGAGAAGCAUCUGAAGAAAAAAAAAAAAAGAUUAUCGGUCACUUUUCAGGAUUACGCCCCUCAGACGUCCUGCCCUCUAGAUUCUUUAACCAAAAUCAGUAAAACUGCUCUUCUCCCAUACAUCAAAUAAUUCACUCUGUUUUGAUAAAAGGUCAGAUCCAAACCUGUAGCAGCUUUUUUCUAGAUCAACUUGKUUGAAAAGUAGCUUUACUUCACAGAUUUAAUGCCUUCCUGAUGCACAGAAAUGUCAAACGUUACCAAUACUCCCAUUCGUUAUGCAGUAUGGYCUCCAUUGUGGUAAUGAUUUUUAUUUUGUUUUCCUUUUGUUCUUUUGUUUUGUUUAAUGAAUGUUCACUCUGCCUGUUUAGCUAUUAGCCUGUCAGUUGCUGCAAAGUUGUUGUAUUUCUGUAUAUUUCUUAGUCUCCUCAUUUCCAUCACUGUUUUUUAUAUUUCUUUUCUCCUAAUGAUUUCAGUUCUAAAAAUGGAGAAAAGCGGACAAAAAAGGAAAAUAAUACAAACUCGUUUUGUCCUUUUGAGAAUCAAUAUGCAUAAUAAAAACAAAAUAAAGUGGCGUGGCCUACAUUUAGAUAAAACUAAACRCAAGAAGAAAAAGAAAACACUUGGAAUGUGGGAACAUUUCAUUAGAAAUAUAACUUUUUUAUUGUUCAUGAAGAUGAUGGUUUGGAUGCUGACAUUUUAUUUAUUUGCUCUGGCAUGUUUGAUGUAGGAGAAUAAAUGCAUUUUAGAUUUAAAACGA